This is a messenger RNA of Aspergillus uvarum CBS 121591, 1536 nucleotides long. RefSeq lists its product as uncharacterized. The transcript has 3 exons. The record is from RefSeq and is a predicted model, not a curated record. The coding region runs from base 291 to 1406 and encodes 371 amino acids. Lineage: Eukaryota; Fungi; Ascomycota; Eurotiomycetes; Eurotiales; Aspergillaceae.
CUGAUCGAGUCUCCCAGUUGCCACUGCUGUGGAGCUCUUCAUUCCUCUCCUUCUUCGUACCUCACGCGCUUCAGAGAUAAAAAGCUUAUCUGGCGCCUGCAACAAAUCGUUCUUGUACAUGCCAUUCAUUCAAGUCAGGUUGUUUUUAUAAACGUCUUCCCUAUUUGUUGUUAGAUUCAGCCUUCGAUGGUCUGGACUGACUCGCCGCCGUCUUUCACAAUUCUAUAACCUCUCAGCAUCCAGUAUUGUUCGUCACUAUUUGAUACCAGUCACUAUAGCUCUUGACCUUCAUGCCACCUGUUCUUUCGCCUCCAUUGAUCACCAUGUCAUCGGGCCUCAGUUACUUUUCGCGGGUAACAGGAAGCAGUGGCUCUUGUACGCAGUCCAUUGGCAGCGAUGAUUCUUGGUCUCAUCACAGUGGCAUUGCGCCCCAACAGCCGCCGAUGUUUGGGAUUCCGAGCGAAGGUCCUAUCAUUUACCACCCAAGCUCUACAAGGAUGUCACCACCCCACAUUGAACGUGGACCCAUGAACGUCUCGAGUGCUGCGGCGAGGGGCCCCAAACCUAUUUCACCGGACUUUAACUUCUCCAUGCCGUACAGCGGGCUGCCAGUGACUUCCCAGAUCAAUGCCAACAUAGCUGCACCAUCAGGAACUUCACUAGCACGCCAUACCCCUCAUUAUCCGGAGUGGGACCAUCCUGUUCGUUUGCCGGCGGAGUCUUUGAGACGGGAAUAUGACUUCGCUAGAUCCUUCGAGACACCGGAAUACAUGGUUGAGAGAAACAGCCGACGGGCUGGUGACAAAUUCAAGGGUACAACCCGAUAUCAUUCACAGAGAAGACCAUCAAACCGGGAUGAGUUUGACGGCCCCCACCAAUUACUUGAGCCUCCCUCUCCGCGUGUGAUUGCGGCACAAGGAAGGGACUUGCCUCAUCUACCUACUAAUCUUGAUGUCUCAGAACAAGAUCGUAUCCUGUCCUCGGUGAACGACCGACUAUCGCAGUGCGCGUUUGACUUUGUGGCGAAGUACCAGUUUCCAAUCCCACUGGAGCCUGACAAGAGACAGGUGAGAGUUCCCUCAGACCGUGAAUGGACUGAGUGGGUAUACCUCCUCAAAAGACUGGCCACCAAGCGGCGGAUCCCCGCCAGGGUCCUGUAUAAUGGCCAGAUCAAACAGUUAGUCACCAUACUGGAGAACUCCUUGGAGAUGCGCCAUGCUGCCAAGCAUCAAUCUAGGCCCAUCAAGGACGAUCGCAACGUCCUUCAGCUUAUCUCUGCCGGUACGCAGGUGGCCAAGAUUCUGAAGGAUGCCGCCGCGAUGGAGUACCUUGACCAUCUUUAUGUUGACACGGAGAAGAGCAUUCAGGACCGGCGCAGUCGCCGAGUGAAAUUUGCCGGCCCUUGACCUCGGAUAUUUGACCCUCAGUGAUGAUAUUAAUGAGUUUUCCUUUUUGGUCUUGACCACGAUUCUACCAUGCUAUAGACCCAUCGACUGGAACAAGCCAUUCUGCCAUUUCCGUUAGGCGUUCCCCUUG